Cajanus cajan (pigeon pea) is the source of this 573-nucleotide messenger RNA. RefSeq lists its product as uncharacterized. The record is from RefSeq and is a predicted model, not a curated record. Lineage: Eukaryota; Viridiplantae; Streptophyta; Magnoliopsida; Fabales; Fabaceae.
UGUGAAGUCACAACCAAGAGCUAGCUAUAGCUUGUCGUAGAAGUGAUCUAUAUUACACAAGAAUGAAGGUCACCCUCUUUCACCUCCUCUUUGUGAUUCUUCUAGGACUCUCUCAUUUUUUUUGCCUUAGAGCAGUCCCAAUCACAAGAACUGAAAGCCUUAUGCAAGACCCCCAAGCUCUUCAUGUUGCACUAGAGGAUAUCCACAACCACAAGGUUAUUGCUGAAAUAAAGUGGCCGCAAGAGGAGGCAACUGAGAGGAUGGACUUGGAACUCCAGGACUACCCACCAUCUACAGCUAAUGGUCGUCACACUCCAAAACCACCAUAUCCAUAAUAAGUGCAUGUGCAAAUGCUGUGUGUUUAUUAAUUGUUUAGUGCCCUAUGAAGCAUAAUAUAAUCAUAGAAUGUCGACGCAGUUAUAAGUAACAUAAUGUUUUAACAGUAGACAUAACUAGUGGAUUCCAGAAGCAAUUAUAUGUAUCAUCUGAAGAAAAAAGACCAAGUAAACCGAAUGAAUUCAAGUAUUCAGCAUAAUUAAUGUGAAAACUUUGCUCCUUGUGUUUAUUAAUUAA